Messenger RNA from Pseudogymnoascus destructans, 1753 nucleotides. RefSeq lists its product as uncharacterized. The transcript has 2 exons. NCBI's taxonomy places the organism in Eukaryota, Fungi, Ascomycota, Leotiomycetes, Thelebolales, Thelebolaceae. The record is from RefSeq and is a predicted model, not a curated record. Gene Ontology annotation, cellular component: Ino80 complex. The coding region runs from base 613 to 1395 and encodes 260 amino acids. Gene Ontology annotation, biological process: chromatin remodeling.
CAAAAUAGUCGUAGUGUAAUCCCACCGGUACUCUACUACCUAGUAGGUACUAACUACGUACUACUAGUACUAAUGCACAGUAAUUACUCGUAUACCCACGCUUACCUCCAUCCGGCAAUGCAAGCGAGGAAAAUAGCAGCCAAACCCACGAGCAACUAGUUACUUGGUAACUUCCCCUACUCUGCCUCCUCUGGGUUGUGUUGCGGGUUGUAUUGUUGUGUUGGAAAGGCUCACUACUCACCUACAUCCGCCCUUCCUUAGUAUUAGUAGACCACCAUGGCCCCGAACAAAAGGCUAUCAAUGCCACUUUGGCAUCAUCCCAUCCCAUACCCAUAAUUACCACACCCCAAAACCCAACACCGACACAAUCCAUCAUCACCCAUCCUUCAUUUCAUCAAAUAAACUAACCAUCACAUCACGACUACAACCUCAUCGUCACCACCACCAUAAUCUGAGUCGUCGUCGAUCGAUCUAUCCCCGUAAAACCACCCGCCCGUCCGUCACUCAAAACGACGCCAUCAUCACGACGCCCCCCAUCAGACACACGUACAAAGAAAACCCCAUCGUCGGUUUGCCUCCCACCACCAAACGCGACACUCGCACGCGCACACCAUGGCCAGCGCGCACAAAGCCUCCCCCUCGACGUCCGGGGGUAGUCGAUCCAAGAAACCCUCCGCCAAAUCCCUCAUCGUCCGGCUAAAGCUCUCCUCUGCCUCCCUCGCCAAGUUCCAGCCCGCCACCGAAGCCAUCAAGAGCGAGUCCCGAACCGCAGACGACAAACCCGCGUCGUCAUCCACCUCGUCGCUGUCGGGUUCCAAGGCCCCGACCGCGUCGCCGCUGGCGGAGGGAGAGGGAGAGGCGUCGAAUGGGAAUACGCCUGUGCCGAGCGGGACGGACGAUUCGGUCGCGAUGCCGCCGCCUGCUGAGGGGGGAGCGAAGAAGGGGAAGAAGAGGGCGAGUUUGCUGGUUGAUGGGGUGGUGAAGCCGAGGGGGAAGCCGGGGCCGAAGAAGAGGAAGCUUGACGACGGCACCGCAGACUCCCCAUCCUCUAAAAACCCCCACCCCUCCACCGCCCACAAACUCGGCCCCAAAGCCAACCAAGGCGCCAUAAACGCCGGUCUGCGCGCGCUCGACCGCUCCGGCGCCCCGUGUCGCAAAUGGGCCCGCGGCGGGUUCGCAAUCAAGAGCUUCACGGGGACGACGUGGGAGAUCCCCAGAUGGAGGGCGCCGCCGAAGAUUGUGGUGAAGGGGGAUGGGAGUGCCAAUGGGAAGGAGGGAGAGGGGGAGGGGAGUAGUGGGAAGGAGAAUAAGGAUAGUCAGGUUGAGAGCGAGAAGAGUGGGGGGAGGGAUGUGGAGAUGAGUUCGCCGGCGCCGGCUAUGAUUGCUGCUGCUUAGACAGCUGCUAUGGCGUCUGGUCUACCAGCUGGAAGGGCGUCUGGCGUCUCCCUCUCGUCGUGGGGGGUGUAUAACGGAUCGAGUGCGUUUUUUUCUUUCGGUGUUCUGUCAUUUCUGGCGUUAUCGGGGUGUUGGGUCAUCCCAUGGGUAGAACGGGGCGAGGGACAGAAUGGUAUGGUACUGGGUGCUACGGUGCGCGGUUUUUUGUGUGCCUGUACUCGGGUUUUCGUUUCAGGGGGUUGGGUGUGGGACAAUUGGGAAGGGGGAGUUACGAAUUGUAACAAUAGAAAGAUGGGAAGAUGGGCAUGCUUUAAGGUCGUUGGUUGUGUGUAUUAUACGUAUAGGAGAAGGGGGAAUG